Molecule: messenger RNA, 4636 nt
Organism: Gadus chalcogrammus (walleye pollock)
Lineage: Eukaryota; Metazoa; Chordata; Actinopteri; Gadiformes; Gadidae
Gene: ubqln4
Product: ubiquilin 4
Exons: 11
Coding region: 34-1923 (629 amino acids)
Biological process (GO): ubiquitin-dependent protein catabolic process
Cellular component (GO): cytosol
Molecular function (GO): polyubiquitin modification-dependent protein binding
Source: RefSeq, a predicted model, not a curated record
ACGAACCCAAGCUGUUCCAUCGGAGGAGUAAAGAUGGCUGACAACGGCGCCGCGGAUCCUGGAAAUAACAACAAUAAUGAAACUGUCGCACCGGAGGGAACUAUUAUCAAGGUCACAGUCAAAACCCCCAAAGAUAAGGAGGAGAUCGCCAUCAGUGAAGACGCCUCCGUCACCCAGUUUAAGGAGGAGAUCUCGCGGCGGUUCAAGGCCAAACAGGAUCAGUUGGUUCUGAUAUUUGCCGGAAAGAUCUUGAAGGAUGGCGACAGCCUCAACCAGCACGGCAUCAAGGACGGCCUGACAGUACACUUAGUAAUUAAGACGGCACAGAAAGCUGGAGACGGCGCUGGCUCUUCGUCCACAAGCUCUACUUCCAGCCAAGUGGGCAAUGCUUCAACCCCCAGUCCGAUGGCCAACCCCACCACCGCAACCUCAACUGCCACCACCACAGCAGCAGCAGGCUCCGCUGGCACGGCCCCGCCUCCCACACAGACCCCUAACCUACUAUCUGGCUUCGGCGACCUGUCCAACCUGGCCGGCCUUGGCAUGGGCUCUGGGAACUUCAUGGAGCUGCAGCAGCAGAUGCAGCGGCAGCUGAUGUCCAACCCAGAGAUGCUGUCCCAGAUCAUGGAGAACCCGCUGGUGCAGAACAUGAUGUCCAACCCGGACAUGAUGCGGCAGAUGAUCGUGGCCAACCCUCAGAUGCAGCAGUUGAUGGAGCGCAACCCGGAGAUCUCCCACAUGCUCAACAACCCAGAGCUCAUGAGACAAACGAUGGAGCUAGCGAGGAACCCAGCCAUGAUGCAGGAGAUGAUGCGUAACCAGGACAGGGCGCUUAGCAACCUGGAGAGCAUCCCCGGGGGGUACAAUGCCCUCCGCCGCAUGUACACCGACAUCCAGGAGCCCAUGUUCAGCGCUGCCAGAGAACAGUUUGGUAGCAACCCCUUCUCAGCCCUGGGGGGGACCAAUGACUCUGGCAUCCAGCCGUCACGGACAGAGAACCGGGAGCCCCUCCCCAACCCCUGGGGGCCUCCUAGCGCCACCAACCCUGCCGAGAGUGGGGGGGGCCCUGCAGGCGCCCCAGGCACCACCCCUGGGACCACCCCCAGCGUCACAAACCCCCUGGGCAUCAACGCAGGCAGUCUGGGGAACGGCAUGUUCAACAGCCCCGGUAUGCAGAGCUUGAUGCAGCAGAUCUCGGAGAACCCGCAGCUGAUGCAGAACAUGCUGUCUGCCCCCUACAUGCGCAGCAUGAUGCAAUCCCUUUCACAGAACCCUGAGUUGGCGUCCCAGGUGUUGAUGAACAACCCCUUAUUUGCCGGAAAUCCGCAACUGCAGGAACAGUUCAGGUCCCAUAUGCCCGUCUUCCUGCAGCAGAUGCAGAACCCGGAGGCGCUCUCGGUAAUGACCAACCCCCGGGCCAUGCAGGCUCUCAUGCAGAUCCAGCAGGGCCUGCAGACACUGCAGUCAGAAGCACCGGGACUUAUGCCUAGUCUGGUCCCGGGUGGAAUCCCCGGGAUGCCCCCCGCCGCUGGGGGUGUGGUGCCGGAGAGCCCCGCCCCCUCCCCCAGCGCGGGAACAAACCCCGCCCAGCAGCAGCUGAUGCAGCAGAUGCUCCAGAUGUUUGCCGGAGGUGCGGGUGGAAUGGGAGGAGGAGGACUGGGAGGAUUAGCUGGAGGACUCGGAGGGGGCCUGGGAGGACUGGGAGGAGGACUCGGUGGAGGACUGGGAGGAGGACUCGGUGGAGGACUGGGAGGAGGAGGAACUGCAACGACCCAGACACCAGAAGUCCGGUUCCAGUCCCAGCUGGACCAGCUGAGCGCCAUGGGCUUCAUCAACCGAGAGGCCAAUCUGCAGGCCCUCAUCGCCACCGGGGGCGACAUCAACGCGGCCAUCGAGAGACUGCUGGGCUCACAGCCCUCGUAAAGACACACAUGCAGACAAGGGUGCAUACUCACACACAUGCACACGUCCCACCCACACAACCAACCAACCAACAAGCCACACACUCACUCGCUGUCAUCCAUGCAUCUUCGUGAAGACCCUGACAGAAGUCUGGCAGAACCAAGAGAAAUACCAGUGAAGAGGUUUCAACCUUUGCAGAAGAAACACGGACAUGUUGCGUCUCCGAUUCUUUCCCCACCCUUCUUUUUCCUCCUCUUUUUUUUCUUUUCCCCCCCUUCCCCGAUCCUGUUGGUGCCAUCCACAGGGAUCUGUUCCAGUGCACUGCUGCAGUGGCGGACUUGACCAUUUCCUUACCUGAGGGGGGUGUUAUGUUGCAUCAGCAAUGAGAAUCACAACCAGUUAUUUAAUUUAAUUAUUUUUUUUCCGUGGGUGGUUGUAGUCAGAGGGAGACUUGUUUGCAGACAAACAUGCCUAGAAUAGAGCUUGAAUCCAGAGUGACAUAAUGUGGCUUUGUCCUCAGCUCUACACAUUUACAUAUAUACAUAAUCUGAGUUAUCGCUUUUUAAUAUUGUGGAGCUCCCGUUUUUUUAGACAGUCUCGAAAGAACAAGCAAGAGAUUGUCCUUUUUUUGUUUUGUUCAUUAAACUCUUUAACACCGCCCCUCUAUUCCCUCCACUCUCACUCACCUUUAUUUUAGACUUCUGAACGAACAGGCCAUCGGGUUAUAUAUGAAAUCACAAUAAAUUAUAAAGCGCUUCUUAAUGACGUGCACCUCCCACACUUCAAUUUUAUGAUUGGUCAUUCCAGAACGGCUUGCCUCUAGCCAUGGGUAAUGGCUGUUCUCCACCUUUAAAGCACUACCUCUGUGCCUUCGUCGUUCCCUACCCCUCCCUUCCCUCAAAGGCAUUCUUAACUGACAUCAAUUUAGCACGACCAAUUAUCCAGGAUUGGUCGGAAACCCGAAUUUUCGGCCAAAUAUCUAGAAUGGCUUUCACGCAGAAAGAAGUCAUUUAUUUUUCACCAUAAUCAUUGAGAACCGGUUGAAGAGGAACACCAGGAAGAUCAUUUUUUCUUCUAUUUUAUCCAUACCAAUUUAAGACGAUUUGAGGUGGAGAUAGUACCAAUAGAUAAUUAUUGCAAGUCUCAAACCUAAAACAAAAUAAAUAAAUCUGAAAUCAAAAUGAUUAAAGACAUAAUGGAAAGUCUAUUAUUUUGUUAUGGUGGAAAUAUAGUCAUGUAAAUUGAACUUCUAGUUUUUUUUUUUUUGCUUUUGGAAAUCUCAGCAUUGUAGUUGUGGUAACCUUGGCAACUGCUUCUAUAGCUUUGCUUUGUCUGUUGACCUCAGCUGAUACAAAUACAUCUCCCAAUUCAACAUGUUGGAACUAACUUUUAACAGUACUGUACUAAAAAAGAAUAAUAAAAAAAAUCUUGCUAAAAAAAAAACUUUUUGGCGCAGUGUAAUUUAAUGGACAGUGAUGAUAUGUCUUUUUUUUUUUUGGCAUACUAUAAUAUAUUUCUAGAAGUUGGUUCCCCGUCUAAUGGCUUUAACUGUAAUUGUUGUUAGUGGUUCAAGUCUGUCUACAUGUCAUGGAUGAGUUGAUCCAUUUAAAUGGCCGCAGCCGUGGCUGAGCUCAAGGGUCUAGAGAAUUGUGAUUCAUUGUUUGCUCCUAUUUGGCUCAAUCAUCGUGAAAAUUGCUGUUCAUUCCUGGAAUAUUGCAAUAAAGCUCUGAACCAUUAACACUCAAUGAUCCUGGGCAGGGUUUGAAAUCAGUGUAUUGCAACAUUUUACCUUCUGGCACCAGACGUAGAACGCAUACGAUGCAUAUUUGCAACACAAUCUUUUGAUCGUCUAUUUCACGUUUUAACUAAUUUUGUUGCAGGUCCUUAUAUGAGACUUGAACUCCUUCAUCUUAGGGGUGUGUUGCUUGGAGGCGGGGUGAAAUAAAUGGAGUGUAGAUGUUAUGAGGGUAAUUCACAAUGAGGGGUCUUCUAAAUGUAACUUUUUAAAUUUGAAGUAUAUAUACAAUCAUUUUAAAUAAGUGUCUUGUUCUUUGUCAUAUUGUAUACAACAUGUGAAUUACAAAUUGAAUCACCCUGUAUGGUGGAUUAUAAUCUUUAUCCUGAGCCUCAUCUACUGAAGUUUUCAUGUCACUCACCCAGAGAAGUUGACAGGUUGUGUUGGUCUUUGGAUUGAUCCUUCUUGAUUUAAAUGACUGGUUCCAAGGCUCACAUUGUAAGAAACUCUCGCACCUUUUGAAAAUGUUCAGUAUUUUUCAAAUACUGUUGAUAUUUCAGAGAGAAAAAGUUUUUCACAAUUAUAUUAGAAUAUUACCUCUCACACAUUUCACGCUCUAAUUAAAUGAAGAUGACUCAAUCUUUUUUUUUAUUAUUCAUAUUUUUGUAGCCUCAGAAUAAAUACCUAAUGGUGUUGCUGCUAUUACGACCAAACAUGUAAAAGAAAAUCAGCGCUAACUUGAAAAACAAUACAAAAACUAAAUUAAACCACUUUAUUGUGUAUUGUGUAUUGCAUAGUGGAUCGCCACUUGUCUGUGCCCCCACAAUUUAGUUUUGUGAAAAUGUUGCCAAAAUCACAUUUUUUAAAUGAACAUGAGCAUGCAUGUGUACUGUCAGAAUGUAGAUCACAUAUUCAUAUUGUGUUCUAUAAAGUGGUAGAUAAAAAAAUAUAUAUAUAGUUGGCUUACAUUGAUUUACACCCACACCUCCAUAAUGAUUG